AUGACCAACCUAAACAUUCACAUGCAACCAAACUGGCUACCUCUCACAGCACUACCGCGAUUCUGCUUCAGCUCAGCAAAGCAGCUACCUACGAAACAGCCUGAACCACCACAGCAACCCUCAAAAUCCUUCGCCGACCUCCCCGCAGAGCUUCGAAACCAGAUAUACAACUACACCCUCGUUCGAUCCGCCCCAAUCGAGCUACCUUAUGCAUAUGAGAAGGCAUACUUCCGCGAACCAGCACUACUGGCUGCAAACAGCUGGGUCCGCGCGGAAGCAUUACCCAUCUUCUACGGCUGCAACAUUUUCGAGACCCCCUCCCCACCUUCGGCACAUCGCUUCCUAAAACAGCUUGCUCCCGAGAACAUUGCUCGAAUACGACUUUUCAGGCCAAUCGACCUGAUCCUACCACUGUCAGUUCACAGGAGAUGGUCCGAUGCGCUGAGAGGAAACCUGAACCGCUUGGUUGCAGAUAGUGGGAAGGGCGCGUUGAGUUCAGACGCGGUCCACGUUCCGAUCAGAAAUGAUGCUGGAGAGGCUUCUUGGUGCAAACUCGAUGCGAUUGAAGACUUCAAGAUUGUGCCUGGGAGCGAAGGCAGGUGGAGCAUCGAAUGGAGGGAGACAUCGUAG
Fulvia fulva is the source of this 630-nucleotide messenger RNA. RefSeq lists its product as uncharacterized. The transcript has a single exon. NCBI's taxonomy places the organism in Eukaryota, Fungi, Ascomycota, Dothideomycetes, Mycosphaerellales, Mycosphaerellaceae. Bases 1 to 630 code for a protein of 209 amino acids. The record is from RefSeq and is a predicted model, not a curated record.